GUAAUACGCUUCGGUCUACGUCGCAUAUUUUCGACGAAUACUCGGCAUAUCCAACGCCACUGCUGCUAGCCAAACAUAGGCGGCUGCGGGUCUUGCGACGUAAGGAGAGUGGUCGGAAUCGCGCUUCCGACCGCCAUGAUUGUGACGCGCACUCGUGUUUAGUGUUCGUUCAGUGACGACCGCCCAGAAAUUUUGACGUGGCUACUACGUAUACCCAGUUCACCCACUCCGAUUGCAGCAAACUUGUGACGAGGAAUACGUAAGUGGUGUGGAGGACCCUAAAGGAUGGAUGUGAUUGAGGAAAAUGGUGAUCCAUUGUCUACGGAACCAGAGAGCCCUAUAGCAUCUUCGGUUCAGAGUGUUAUUCAACCCAAUCAGCAGUCGGUCAUACAGACGGCGGCCAAUAUCCAGCCUAUGCUCAGCAAAGGGAACGUCAUCCUAGUCACUAGCAAACCAAAUUCUGUCAUACAGACGACGCAAGGAAGCCUACAAACUCUAAGGGUAAGUACGGGAAAUUUUUUUUCUUUUCCUUCCCCAAUAAACCGAAGGGACCUGCUGACGCGGAGGCCAUCUUACAGGAAGAUACUCAACGAUCUUGGCGGGGGUGAGAUAGCUGAGCCCAAGGUCGAGCAGACUUCAUCGGAAGCAGACAGUGAGUUGUCCUCACACGCUAUCCCAUACCACACAGUGUUACCAGCCACAGCUAUACAAAUAUCGAGCGGGGAAGGUGGACAGGGCAUCCAUACCCUUACGAUGACAAAUGCCACAGCGGGUGGCGCAAUUGUACAGUACUCUCCAGGACAGGAAUUCUUUGUGCCUGUUGUAGCCCAAGGAGGCAACCUCAGUUCGGGCGGCAACGAAGACCAAGCGAGGAAGCGCGAAAUGCGACUGCUCAAGAACAGAGAGGCGGCCAGGGAGUGCCGGCGAAAGAAGAAAGAGUACAUCAAGUGUCUGGAGAACAGGGUGGCGGUGUUGGAGAACCAAAACAAGGCGCUCAUCGACGAAUUGAAAACGUUGAAAGAGCUGUACUGUCAGCAGAAAACGGAAUGAGGGUGUCGAUUCUUCGUUCAUUUUUUUAAAUCGGUGACGGACGUCUUAAACGUCGGCGGGAUGUUUACCAGGUUGUAUGGAUUAACAGUAAUGUAGAUCUAAAAAAAAACGAAAGAUAUCGGUGCAAUUUUUUAUCGAAGAUAGAUAGGCGAGAUCUUGACGUCUUCAAUUUUUAUAGAAAAUUAUGACACAUUAAAUUGAGCCCAAGCAUGGAACAGAACAUCUAAAAACCCUUUAAACUGUUUAAAAUUAUUAUAAAAAAAAAUGUUGAUUCGUGUAUUUUUACUAAAACUUUAUCCUUGGAGACGAUUGAAUGUUCUGUUGCGUAUUUGGGCAUAUCUUUAGUCACGUAAGGAGAUUGGAUACUAAUGGUUUCAUUGACUUCUCAGUUGUUGAAACUUUAAAACUUUUUAUAAAACUUGUCUUGAGAAACUAACUUUUGGAUUUUAUAAAUACGAAGAAAAAUGUUGAACCUACAAAGAAAGUAGGAUUUUUUUGGCUUUGUAUUCAAUGUAAUCAGAAAGUUUUAUGAUCAAGCGUGCUUUUUAGGAUGACAGAUAAAAAUCUUAUGUGAGAUUUUAUUAAAAACGCCUUGAACAUAUAACUUUUUGAUUGCACGGUAUUUAGUACUAUACAUAGUACUGAUAGAUUUAAUUUCACUUAAGUGAUCUAAAUCAGUCUAUUUUGCAUUCAGAUGGGUUAUAGGUGCUUUCAGAGUAGCAAUUCUUAAAAUUUUAAGAAUAAAUGCAAAAAAAUAUGAACUUUCAUAGAAAAAAAAA
Molecule: messenger RNA, 1829 nt
Organism: Sitophilus oryzae (rice weevil)
Lineage: Eukaryota; Metazoa; Arthropoda; Insecta; Coleoptera; Curculionidae
Gene: CrebB
Product: cyclic AMP-responsive element-binding protein 1
Exons: 7
Coding region: 286-1050 (254 amino acids)
Biological process (GO): regulation of transcription by RNA polymerase II
Cellular component (GO): transcription regulator complex; nucleus
Molecular function (GO): RNA polymerase II cis-regulatory region sequence-specific DNA binding; protein binding; DNA-binding transcription factor activity, RNA polymerase II-specific
Source: RefSeq, a predicted model, not a curated record